GCUCUCUUCAGAUCAGCAGAAUCUGUUCAGCUCGAGACGGACAAGAUGGCGAAGUGAGUGGGUUGCGCUUUGAACAGAAAGCAGCGACUCACACAAUUCCUUCAACGUUAAAACGUCGGUUGCCUUGAUGUACGGUCGAAUAGGCUGGAAAGCGCGUCUUUAAGAAGAAAAGUCGCCCCUCAAAGCGAGGUGAUUUGAAGAGAGCGUCGAGGACACCGACUCCUCCGUGUCCUUUCAGGCUAAGCUGCUAGUCAGCUAUUCUGGGAAUUGCUCGAGAAAAAACAGCCUCAACCUCAGGGGAAAUAGUGUUUUACUUAACUGUCGAGACAAUUAAUCUCCUCUUGAAACCAAUGUCCGUUAUCACCUCAAUUUCGUCGUUGUGAGUUGUUAAGGACACGGCUAGUGAGAAAGACUCGCUUAGGCUAGCUAGCGUUGUUUCUACUGGACGGAAGAAGAGAGAGGGCAGCCUGAAAACCUCACCCGUUCACACAGUUUCAGAGGACUUCUCGGAUUUUAGGACAUGGCCAGCAGCAGUGGCUCUAAAGCCGAGUUCAUAGUCGGUGGGAAAUACAAGCUCGUUCGGAAAAUCGGAUCUGGAUCCUUUGGUGACAUUUAUUUGGCAAUCAACAUCACAAAUGGAGAGGAGGUAGCUGUGAAAUUGGAAUCACAGAAAGCCAGACACCCUCAACUUCUGUAUGAAAGCAAGUUGUACAAAAUUCUCCAGGGAGGAGUCGGAAUCCCACACAUCAGGUGGUAUGGCCAAGAAAAGGACUAUAAUGUUCUAGUGAUGGACCUGCUGGGGCCAAGUCUGGAGGAUCUCUUUAACUUCUGUUCCCGCAGAUUCACAAUGAAAACUGUCCUAAUGCUUGCAGAUCAGAUGAUCAGCAGAAUCGAGUAUGUGCAUACAAAAAAUUUCAUCCACAGAGAUAUCAAGCCAGACAACUUUUUAAUGGGUAUUGGCCGUCACUGUAAUAAGUGUUUAGAAUCUCCAGUGGGGAAGAGGAAAAGAAGCUUGGCUGUUAGUUCUUCUCAAGACCCAUCUUUCUCAGGAUUAAACCAGUUGUUCCUCAUCGACUUUGGUCUGGCCAAGAAAUAUCGAGACAACAGGACACGACAGCACAUACCGUACAGAGAAGACAAAAAUCUCACAGGCACGGCUCGCUAUGCCAGCAUCAACGCACACUUGGGCAUCGAGCAGAGUCGUCGAGAUGACAUGGAGUCGCUAGGAUACGUGCUGAUGUACUUCAACAGAACCAGCCUGCCAUGGCAGGGACUGAAGGCUGCCACAAAGAAACAGAAGUAUGAGAAGAUUAGUGAGAAAAAGAUGUCGACCCCUGUCGAGGUCUUGUGUAAGGGGUUCCCAGCAGAGUUUGCCAUGUACCUGAACUACUGUCGUGGGUUGCGGUUUGAAGAGGCACCUGACUACAUGUACCUGCGUCAGCUUUUCCGCAUUCUUUUCAGGACUCUGAACCACCAGUAUGACUACACAUUUGACUGGACCAUGCUGAAGCAGAAAGCAGCACAGCAAGCAGCCUCCUCAGGGGGACAGGGGCAACCGGCACAAACCCCCACAGGCAAGCAAACUGACAAACCCAAGAGUAACAUGAAAGGUUAGUAGCAAAAAGCCAAGCGACGUUUUCAGCACAAAACAAAGACACCAAUUGCUCACAUUUGUAAAAACAAAAGUGGAUUUGCAACAUUUGCUCCCCAAAAGAGUCAUGAAAUGCAAAGAAACGGUGUUAGUUCAAGGAUGCACCCCACUCCAAAAAAAGAAAAAUUUCAAUUGGUAUGUCUUUC
Molecule: messenger RNA, 1797 nt
Organism: Sinocyclocheilus grahami
Lineage: Eukaryota; Metazoa; Chordata; Actinopteri; Cypriniformes; Cyprinidae
Product: casein kinase I
Exons: 10
Coding region: 521-1615 (364 amino acids)
Biological process (GO): protein phosphorylation
Molecular function (GO): protein kinase activity; ATP binding
Source: RefSeq, a predicted model, not a curated record